CGGUGCGGACCUCGUUCGGAGACUCGAGAAAUACGAAAACCGACUCGUGAUUCGUGACAAUCUAACUGAAAAAAGCCGAAGCGAAGUGAUUUUGCUACGUUUGUGGUUUAGCCAGCGUCUUUUGUUUUUUUCGGCAUCGGUUUUUUCGGCUGCCCGCGGCUAAACUUGAAAUUAAAGCUGAUUCGGCGAAGCCAGAGAUACAAGAUACAUAUGCAGAUGCGAGCUCAGUGCUGAGAGCUGCAGAUAGAUAGACAAACAGUGAAGUGAGAUACAAGUGGCGAGAUACAAACCUCCGCGAACCCACGUCGAGAUACUUUAUUUAUAUUGUCCUGGAUUAAAUAUAUCUAAAAACAUCUCGAUUGUGGCCGUCAACAUGUCGAGCUAAGCUGCGACUGCUCCAGCUCAACUCAACCCACAGAUUGGAGAUCGCAGAUCGCACAACCCGAGAUGCUGGACAAGAUGACAGGCUCAUCCGUGUCGGUGUCCACCUCCUGCUGCAGUUCGAACGCCACCAAUGCGGACCUGGACUACGACGUGCCCGUCUCGCGGCGCAUCCUCAUUAAAUCGAAACUUUAUGCCAAGGCCAUUUACGAUAAUUAUGCAGACACGUCGGACGAGCUGGCCUUCAAGAAGGGCGACAUCCUCACCGUCAUCGAACAGGACACGGAAGGCAUCCAGGGAUGGUGGCUCUGCUCCCUGCGCAACCGACAGGGUCUUUGCCCGGGCAACCGGUUGCGCGUGCUGAACUCGUACGACUCUGGAUGCUUCUCUCCGUCGCCGGCCAGCUCCCCGAUUCCAUCGCUGGCGGCCAGCACAGCCACGCUGAACAGUUCCAUCUGCUCGGCGGAGAUCUACGAGAACGGUUCCAUCAUCAGUGCGGCAUCGGGAUCCUCCUCGAAUUCAAACUCAAACUCUGGAGGGAAUGGAAAUGGAGGCACGAGAAGAUCAUGGCACGUCUCACCGAACAAGGUAAUCACGCCACAGAGGCACGGUGAUGUCUACAUCUACAACUGCUCGCCAGGAUCGCCAGCUACUGGUAGUGGAAGUGGGACAGGAACAGGGGCAGCCCAGCAGAUCUACAGCAACCAAAGCAUCUACCAGAACCUAGCCAUGAUGAACGGAGCAAACGGAGCAAACGGAGGAGCAGGAAAUGGCAGCGAGUUCGAGACCUAUGACAUACCCAAGCCGGCCACGCCCGUGCCGCAGAACUACGAUAGUCCCAGGAGCGGCGGAGCACUCCCGCCGCCGAGGACCCCCACCUCCAUUGGCUCCAGCCUGGGCGCUCGCUUCGAGUCGCUCAAGAGCGUGGCCGCCUCCAUCGAGGAGGAGUCCUACGAUGUGCCCCGGCCCCUGAUCUCCUCCGGCAGCAGCCUGCUCCAGCAGCAGCUGUCCCAGAUGACGCCGAGCAGCUCCGCCUCCUCGCUGCUGACCAGCGACAGCCUCUCGCUGAGCUUCUCCAGCUCCAACCGCUCCUCGCUGGCCAAUAUGCCCGACUACGAUAUACCACGUCGCAAUCCUCUCCCUGUGCGUCGUCAGCAGAGCGGUCUGGCCUACGACUUUCCGCUGCCACCGCUGCAGGAACAGGAGCAGCAGCAGCGAACCGCACCCGCCACCACCACCACCUCCGUCGCUACUACCACCACCACCAAAGAACUGCCGCUGGAGCUCAGCUCGGCGCUGGAAACCCUGGCCAAGCUGCAGCUCCAGACGACUGCCGCCAUCAGCCGACUCCUCAGCUUCGUGGUGCCCAACUGGCGCACCCGAGCCCAGUUAGAACCGGCCAUCAUGGAGCUGAAGCUGGCUGCCCUGCGCCUGCGCACCGCCCUCCACGACCUGGCCGAAUUCGGCGAGGGAGCCCUGGGCAAUGCCACCCGCUCGGAGGACCGCAACCUGGCCCUCAAGCUGCGGCCCUUGGUGCGGGCUCUGCGGGAUGCCAACAAGCUAAUACACGACUCCUCCGAGUCCCUCGACGCCCAAGGCGGCUGGUCGGUGGAGCAGCUGGCCCGGAAUGACGACAAGCACGGCUGCCGGCCGCCCGAUGCGCUGGACCAGCUGAUGGCCUGCGCCCAGACGCUCACCGAGGACGUGCGCUCCACCACCAGCUUCAUCCAGGGCAACGCCUCGCUGCUCUUCAAGCGGCAGCUGGUGGCGGAUGCGCAGAACGGAGGAGCAGCUGCCGUCGAGGGCAGUCGGGGCAGCGCCGAGUGGCUGGAGGACUACGACUAUGUGGCCUUCGAGUCCAAGGAUGCGGCAGCCCGGAAGAAUCAGGCUUUGCGAGAGGCCAUUCCCGCUGGCUUAAAGACCCAGUUCGAUACGGUGAUCCGCACAGCCGAGAGCUCCGCCAUGGGCGGCACUACCGGCACUCCCGGAUCGAUGCCCACCACGCCCACAACGCCCUGCAAGUCGCCCGAGAUGACCGACAAGGACAAGAAGCUGGUGCGCUACUACGCCCAGCAGAUCUCCACGCACAUGGGCAACCUGAUGCAGGCCAUCGACUCCUUCCUGGAGACGGUGGAGAAGAACCAGCCGCCCAAGUACUUCAUUGCCUACGGCAAGUUCGUGGUGGUUAGCGCCCACAAUCUGGUGACCAUCGGGGACAACGUCCACCGGAACAUCUCGAAGGAGGCGCUGCGCGAGAAGAUCCUGCGGUGCACGAACUCUCUGUCCGACGCUUUAAAGACCUGUGUCUCCAAGUCGAAGAAGGCGGCGGCCCACUUCCCCAGCGGCAGUGCCGUCCAGGAGAUGGUCGACUCGGUGGUGCACAUCAACAGUUUGGCCAGGGAACUGAAGGCGGUCAUGCUGCAGGCUGUGCACCUGUCCACGGUGGCGGGAGUGGGCGCCUAAAGAGAGAACCCGAUCCCCAUCCCGAUCCCCAAGCCCAGUAUUAGCUGAAAAGGCGUGCAGCCAAGUCUUCCAGCUUUGUCCACGCUUUGGCAGAUGUUUAUAUCUGAAAUUGGCAUAUCCUCCUGCGCCGAUUGUCGCUUAUAUUUUGCAUUGUGAUAUUUUUGAGCAAAACAUCUGAAGAAAAUGCACAGCACACCGCAGUCCAAGAUCGACCGAAAAACGAACCAGAUUAUUCUAAGUUUCGAUUCUGUACAUAGUAUCAUAGUAUCAUAGCUCAUCCUAGCCUCCGAACUAUUGUAAAUUAGCAUAUUCCUUAGUCCCCAUGCCAUGCGCACAAGCAAUGUUGUAUCAGUGAAGCAUUUCAGCGUAGUUUUGUAUACUCUAGGCUUAGGAUCGUACCACAUAACAUAAUCUGCUUAGAUUAAGCACGCAUAUUUAGUACUUGCAUAGUCAGAAUCUGAAAGAUUUACACUCAACAUUUUGCAUUGUGCCGCGGCAACGAUAGUCAGCAAUAUACGAAGAAAUACACAAAUAAAUCGUAAUCUACCAAGUAAA
Molecule: messenger RNA, 3399 nt
Organism: Drosophila takahashii
Lineage: Eukaryota; Metazoa; Arthropoda; Insecta; Diptera; Drosophilidae
Gene: p130CAS
Product: Serine_rich_CAS and FAT-like_CAS_C domain-containing protein p130CAS
Biological process (GO): cell surface receptor protein tyrosine kinase signaling pathway; cell migration
Cellular component (GO): plasma membrane; cytoplasm
Molecular function (GO): protein binding
Source: RefSeq, a predicted model, not a curated record